Messenger RNA from Bombina bombina (fire-bellied toad), 639 nucleotides. RefSeq names its product GRB2 related adaptor protein 2 (gene GRAP2). Bases 1 to 639 code for a protein of 212 amino acids. The record is from RefSeq and is a predicted model, not a curated record. The transcript has 5 exons. Gene Ontology annotation, molecular function: protein binding. Lineage: Eukaryota; Metazoa; Chordata; Amphibia; Anura; Bombinatoridae.
AUGGAGGCUCUGGCAUUGUACGAGUUCACGGCCUCAGGGGAGGAUGAGCUGAGCUUCAAGAAAGGGGAUAUUCUGAAGAUUUUAGGUUCUGACGAUAAUUGGUAUAAAGCAGAGCUCCAAGGCAGUGAUGGAUAUGUUCCCAAAAACUAUGUGGAGGCUCAAUUCCCAAGAUGGUACUACAAGGGCAUUUCCCGCGCUGAAGCUGAGAGCACGCUCAUGGCACGGCACCUGGGAUCAUUCAUCAUGCGAACCAGCCAGACAUCCAAGGGAGAGUUCUCUAUCUCCGUCAGGCACGAGGAGGAUGUGCAGCACUUCAAAGUCAUGAGGGACCCUCGAGGAAAUUAUUAUCUGUGGACGGAGAAAUUCAAAUCCCUCAACAAGUUAGUGGAACAUUACAAAACCUCAUCCAUUUCCCGGCAGAAACAGAUCUUACUGCGAGAAGAUGGUCCGCAUACGCAGCGAAUGCAAUUAGUCCAAGCGCUUUACGACUUUCAGGCCAUGGAAUCAGAUGAACUUGGCUUCCAGUCUAGUGAUAUAAUCGAAGUUCUAGACAGUUCAGAUUCUUCCUGGUGGAUGGGCCGUUUAAGGGGAAGAAUUGGACUUUUCCCAUCAAACUACGUGGCAAGCAUUGACCGGUGA